GGUUUUUGGUUGGACGAGUGAGAGAGUACACCAAUAGGAAAUUGACAAGAGGCUCCCCACCGAAGUGUUGCAGAAUGUUUGGAAAACUUUUAUUGCCGUUCAUUCUCCUCUUUAUAUUUCAGCAGGACCCUGUUGACGCACAAAAGAAAAAGGAGACUCUCCUGUCAGAGAAGGUGACCCAGAUGAUGGAGUGGACCGCCAAGCGUUCUGUCAUUAGAAUGAAUGGGGAUAAAUUCCGCCGCUUUGUGAAGGCUCCCCCCAGAAAUUACUCGGUGAUCAUCAUGUUUACAGCGCUUCAGCCGCAGAGGCAGUGUGGGAUCUGCAGACAAGCCGAUGAAGAGUUCCAGGUGCUGGCGAACUCCUGGCGUUAUUCCUCUGCUUUUACAAACAAGGUCUUCUUUGCGUCUGUGGAUUUUGAUGAGGGAUCGGAUGUCUUUCAGAUGCUCAGUAUGAACUCUGCUCCGACAUUCCUCCACUUCCCUGCCAAAGGAAAACCUCGCAAGUCCGAUACCCAUGAGCUCCAGCUCAAAGGCUUUGCAGCUGAGCAGCUGGCAAGAUGGGUAGCAGACAGGACUGGUGUGCAGAUACGAGUUAUUCGUCCUCCCAACUAUGCUGGGCCGCUCCUCCUUGGCUUCCUCCUGGCUGUUAUUGGAGGACUGGCAUAUCUACGGAGGAACAAUUUGGAGUUUCUCUUUAACAGCAACGUCUGGGCCUUCGCUGCAUUGUGCUUUGUCCUGUUCAUGACCUCUGGCCAGAUGUGGAACCACAUCAGAGGACCACCGUAUGCUCACAAGAACCCUAAUACUGGCCAAAUUAGUUAUGUCCACGGCAGCAGUCAGGCCCAGUUUGUGGCGGAGACCCAUAUCAUCUUACUUUUCAAUGCUGGUGUUACCAUGGGAAUGGUGCUGCUGUGUGAGGCCGCUGGCUCUGACAUGGACAUUGGAAAAAGAAAGCUUAUGUGUGUUGCAGGUGUUGUUCUGGUGAUGCUGUUCUUCAGCUGGCUGUUGUCCAUUUUUAGAGCAAAGUAUCACGGAUACCCGUAUAGCUUUCUGAUGAGUUAGUGCUGAUCAGCAUACUCCUCCUGUUCUCAGCCUGUAUUGACCUGGAAUACAAAAGUACCUCCAUUAUGCCAUCAUUAUUGUCACAUUGUUCUUACUGGAAGACAGUAUUUGUCUUCUGAUCCGUUGAGCCAAACAUUCACGGAUCAUGCUUUGCAAAGACCUAAAAAGCAGUACAACAAAGAUGCAGGUAUCACUUGAUUGUGUACAUUGUGUCAGGUUUUCUCCUGGGAAAGCGACACAAAAGCACAAACAUUGGGUGUACGAAACUGAGGAUAUUUUAAUGGACACAAUCUAUGUCAAAGUAUAAAAAACAGACUGUAGAGGCACAACAGAAUGGAUAAAGUGCAGUUUACUAAAUCCAGUGAUUCUUUUAAAACUCGGUUUGCCAAAUUACAGAAAUCUACACAUUCAUUUACAAUACACAAUUUAAAGGUUCCUGCUAAUUAAGAUUAAAGCAGGGGUGUCCAAAGUGCAUUUGCACCCUGUGGCUUUUUCUAUUGGCAUAUUCUAAAUAUAUCAAUUAACAAAAAAACAUCUAGAAAAAAAAGUUGUAUACUAUCAAUAAAAAUGUUAUAUUGGGAAAAAUAACAAUUUUCGUCACAAAGUUGACAUUUUGUCUGAUAUGAGAAUAAAGUCAAAAUAUGUUUAUAAAGUUGUACGUACGAGAAGAAAAUUUACAAGAAGUUGAAAUACUUCUGAAAUAAAAAAUAACAGAAAUAGAAAAAAACAACUGGAAUUUUAUGAGAGUACUGUCAUCAUUUUAAGAGAAAAAUUCCAACAGAAAAAUGUUGCGGUUUUAUGAGAAUAACCCCCGAAUAUUAGGAUUUUAAAUGUCAUUUUAAUAGCAUGGUGUUGAAGAAACAUGACGUUAUUUUUAAAAACUAUAAAACUUUUAAAAAAAUAUUAUGUUUGGAAAAUUAGGAUGGGAAUGUAGGAAUAUCAGAAUGUAGGAAUAAAGUCAUAUUACAAGAAGACAUUUUACUAAGAUUAUUUAAGAAGAAUGUUGAAAAUGUGAAAAAUUAAAGCAAAGAGUGAAAUUGAUGCCGUUUUCACCGAUAUGAUGAAGCUGAGAUAUAGUUUUUUCUCGAAAUUUCCAAGCAUAUGACUCACUGGAAAACGGUUGGACAACCCUGCCAGAAAGAGUCGGCUGGCAAAUGAAGCAGUUAUAUUUAUGAUCACACUUUAAAGGAAAUGCUGUCUAAUAUAAUGUUAAGGCUGGUUUCAGUUUGUGUGUGAAUAGUUUUUGCGAGAAAACUUUACCUUAAGUGCCUCAUACAGCAUAUGUAAAAAUUAUUGUACUGACGAGAUGCCAAGUGCUCAAGGUUUUUAUUUCUUUUGUCUUUUUUUUGUCUUCCACAAAACAUGUAUAGCCCACAUCCCGCAACUAUGUAGUUUAUUGUGGCAAGGAAACGAUGUACAACUAUAGGUAUCAGAGCAAUUGGCAACCUAAAAUGCAAAAGUAUGUCUAACAAAACGUACACGAGAUAAACAAGAAAUCCCUCGUUCGUGGUGAUUUAUCAGUUCCAGACCUGACCAUGAUAAAUGAAGUUUGGCAAAGUAGGAUUCCCCAUUCAUAAAUGGAAUAUUUUAGAGAAUAGUUACAGCACAGAAAACUGAUUCCAAACUUCUCAUGUUAUUUGAACCCUCAUUUUGCCGGCAUAAGGUGUGUGUUUUUUACUGGCAUAUGGUGUGUGUUUUUGGGGUUAGUGACUAAAAUGUCCGCUGAUAAUAUGCAAAAGAAGAUGUGGCGAACAUUCUUUUUUGGCUGGAAGUGUAUUGUGUGUGUUGAGAAUAUUGACUGUUAAGAUGAGCUGGGUGCAAGAAUAAACGUUCCUCUUGUGUUUUUUCACUUGAGACCAUGCACAACAUGUCACAUUAAAGCAGUAAAACACACCUCCGCUUUCUGUGAGGGUGGUUUGUUGCAGCAGGCUGGGCAAUGUGUGAGCCAAACUGCCAACAGAAUAGUCGGGGUGUAUGCUUGCCGGAUUUCAGUACUGAGGAAAGUAUAGUUGCUGGGGGACAGUUAAGUCAUGAGUUUGCCUUCUCAAAAUAAUAUGUGUAUAUUUGCAUGACAAAAGUGCCUACUUGGAAAAAAAAAAUCAGACCUCACUAAUUGCUCAGCGUCAAUUUCUCUGUCGUCGUAUCACUUUGCACUUUUGACCAAUGUUGAAUAGUACGUCUUUCAGUGUUUGAUUCUUUAUGUUUGAAAAUGCUUCAUUAAGGUAAAAGAAAUACACACCGUGCAUAAACAUGCAUAUUUACCUCUAAUAGGCUGUAUAGGUCGACUACGAAACAUUAAUAUAUUUUUGAAAAGCUGCAAAAUUCGAAGGGGUUACUUAUUUCUAGUGUUUGAUUGUUCCAAGUUUAUCCUUAAAUAUUUAUGUAUUUUCAGUGUGGGCGUAAUCGUCGAAGUGAUAUACUGUGGUGUUUUUGUUUUGUAUUUGUUUUUUAAAUAUGCCUGGCUAACAAAAACUGAGCUCCACCCUCGGACUUUGGACAUGGGAAUGAAUAGUAUGGAUACAUCACACAUUGUUCUAUGUUCACGUCAUCUUUACAUAUAUGAAAACAAAUUAAACGUUUUGAUGUGCA
Messenger RNA from Doryrhamphus excisus (bluestripe pipefish), 3650 nucleotides. Its product is annotated as dolichyl-diphosphooligosaccharide--protein glycosyltransferase subunit MAGT1-like. The record is from RefSeq and is a predicted model, not a curated record. Lineage: Eukaryota; Metazoa; Chordata; Actinopteri; Syngnathiformes; Syngnathidae. Gene Ontology annotation, cellular component: oligosaccharyltransferase complex.